CGUGAAACACAAUAUUAAUUGGACGGCAUACAUUUGUAGCCAAAUCAUCAUUUUACGUCUGAUUAUCGAAUGUAUUUAAGCUCACAAUUUGAUUUUCGACUAUUGAUUGGUUAAUUCCAUUUUUUUCAUUUUUAUUUGAUCAAAUCAUCAUAAUACAUGUUUACAUAGUUUAGCAACAGUUCAUCUUUAUUAAAUCGAUUGAUUGAUUGAUUAUCUGUAGAAAUAUAUUCCUUUUAAUAAUAUGGAAAAAAUGUCUAUUAGAUCGAUACAAUUAUUGCUACCAUCAUUAUUGACCAGAAAGCUGACAACAGGAUCAGUAGUACCGAUAAUUGGUUUUAAUAUUCAUAACAACAACUACAUUUACGCAUCCUUCAAACAUCAAUAUCAUCACUUGUCGUCAUCAUCAUCAUCAUCAGCAUCAUCAUCGUUCUCAUUAUCGAUAAAUCAAUUUUCAAUCACAAAAAGCAUUUAUUAUAAACGGCAACCGUAUUUUAUUGGAAACAAAGUUCAUUUUGUUCAAAAUCAUCGAUUAAGGACGUUGGUAACAAAUAAAUCCAAUUAUAAAAUGUCUACUACAAAUUAUUCUGUUGAUCAUCGUGGUUCCUUUAAUUCUCUUGAUUAUCGUAUUUAUUUCAAAGAUAAUAGCAAUGGAAAGAUAAUUAGUCCUUGGCACGAUAUCCCAUUGUUUGUCGAUAAAUCGGCCAAACAUUACAAUAUGGUUGUUGAAAUUCCACGCUGGACUAAUGAAAAAAUGGAAAUUGCUACUGCCGAACCAAUGUCACCAAUUAAACAAGACAUAAAAAAAGGUGCAUUACGUUAUGUGAAAAAUGUUUUCCCUCAUAAAGGUUACAUAUGGAAUUAUGGUGCAUUUCCACAAACAUGGGAAAAUCCGAAUCAUAUUGAUCAAGACACUAAAACAAAAGGCGAUAAUGAUCCAAUUGAUGUGAUUGAAAUUGGAUCACGUGUUGCUAAACGUGGUGAUGUCGUACCGGUAAAAAUACUCGGAACAAUUGCAUUGAUCGAUGAAGGUGAAACUGAUUGGAAAAUCAUCGCUAUUGAUACACGUGAUGAAUUGGCCUCCCAAAUGAAUAAUGUUGAUGAUGUUGAAAAAUUAUUACCCGGCUUACUUCGAGCUACAGUUGAAUGGUUUAAAAUUUAUAAAAUACCUGAUGGUAAACCGGCAAAUAAAUUUGCCUUUAAUGGUGAAGCUAAAGAUCGUGAAUUUGCUGAAAAAAUCGUUGAAGAAACACAUCAAUAUUGGCAAGAAAUGAUGGAAAACAAAUCCGGUGAACAUAAAUUGGAUUUGAAAAAUGUAACUUUGGGUAAUUCAUUUUCGAUCAAUGAUGAACAAGCAAAACAAUUUUUGGAAACACGACCAUCUAGUGAUGCUGUUGAACCAACACCAAUUGCUGAUCAAGUGGCCAUCGAUAAAUGGCAUCAUGUUAAAUUGAUCUAAUAAGCCAAUUUUUUUUGUCUUCAUUAGAGAAUAUUAGAAAUUGAUGAAACAAAUUUUUCUGAUAAUAAAAAAUGGAAAA
Molecule: messenger RNA, 1535 nt
Organism: Dermatophagoides farinae (American house dust mite)
Lineage: Eukaryota; Metazoa; Arthropoda; Arachnida; Sarcoptiformes; Pyroglyphidae
Gene: Nurf-38
Product: Inorganic pyrophosphatase Nurf-38
Biological process (GO): phosphate-containing compound metabolic process
Cellular component (GO): cytoplasm
Molecular function (GO): magnesium ion binding; inorganic diphosphate phosphatase activity
Source: RefSeq, a predicted model, not a curated record